AAGCAAAAACACAAACACAAACACAAAACAAAAACAAUCAACCAAAAAACAUUCUUCAACAUGAAAUCUUCUGGAAUUGUCUCUCUUAUGCUAUCAUCAUGGCUUUCCAUGCCUGUUGUGCUGGCCUACAACCGCCAGCAAGUGCAAAAUGAUCUCAACAGAGAAAGGACAAAGUGGGAGAGCAUGGGAAUCACUGAUUAUGAUUACAAGCAUCAAGUGAUCAGUGAUACCUCGAGUGCUGUCUAUCCAUUUUCAACUCAAGUUCGUAAUGGGGGUGUCAUCUCAUAUAUGGAUGGCAACAACCAACCAAUUACUUGGCUCAAGCCAGUCACAAUGGGGAGCUGGUUCGGUUUCAUACAGACACACCUGGAUAGUGGAGCACAAAGCAUUCAUGUUAUAUAUGACCCAACAAGGGGAUUUCCAGUCUCCGUUGACAUGAUCCAGACUGGUGGGCAGGUGAUGAAGGUGCGCAUCUUUGACUUUGCCUACUACCACAACAACUACAAUCCUGCAGUGGUCCAAGCAAACCUUGACAGGGAAAGAGCCAAAUGGCAGAGCCAGGCUAUUUCUAACUAUGACUACAUGCAUGAGACACUGAGUGACAACACUGGCUCAGUCUAUCCCUUUACAACUCAAGUGAGAGGCGGAUCUGUUGUUUCCUACGUUGAUGGAAACAACCAACAGAUCACAUGGCUCAAACCACAAACGCUGGACGCCUACUUCACCCAAAUUCAAAACUACUUGAACAUGGGUGCAUCUUACAUUGAAGCUGAGUAUGACUCGAAGAGAGGUUUUCCUACCCGUGUCUAUAUUAUCAUGAAUGGUGCAGAAGUUUUCCACGCAAGAGUCAUCCACUUUCACUAUUAUGUCCGAAGACUCCGUGGCAGUGAUUCUCAGUAAUUCUGAAACCGAAAGCAAGUUCUUGUGGCUGUUGGAGGCAUCCAUUGUCUGUGACGCCAUCUCUUGAGUUAAACUAGAAGCUUGAUUUUAAAAGCAUGUGAAUGGAGUUAGGGCGUUCCAUUUAGACGCAAAGGCACCCAAUCGUUGCAACCGCUCGGCUGAGUUCCACGGAGGAAGAUCCGGAAACGACCGCAUGCUUCAGGGAGGCAUACGAACCGUCCAAAAGGGAAUCCGAGCUGAUACUUGCUUCUAGCUAUAUUAUUUGGUUUGGUUACGACCGUCGCAGCAGUGACCUUGUCGGUCUACUUCAAGCGAGAGCAAAAACGCUGAAGGUUGUUGCUCAUCUAUUAUUGAAUCUCCCUACUCUAAACCCCCCUUGUGGACCAAAGACACUGCAUGAGCAGAUUGAAUCAUUUGGAUCGAAUGAAUCGAAUGUCCCAUCCAUCAUUGCUGGAAGAUGCGC
This is a messenger RNA of Seminavis robusta, 1363 nucleotides long. The record is from the annotation of a GenBank genome assembly. NCBI's taxonomy places the organism in Eukaryota, Bacillariophyta, Bacillariophyceae, Naviculales, Naviculaceae.